AUGUACCUUUUGGCUGGCUUUGUCUCUGCUCCGACGGAGGGAGGCGGUUGUCGAGAGGGGCUUGCUUAUGUUCCAACGGAGGGAAGGAGAAGGCUUGCUCGAGGGUCGCAGAAGGGAGGCCGACUAGCUGGUUCUGUCUCUGCUCCGGCGGAGGGAGACGGUUGUCGAGGGGGGCUUGCUUCUGUUCCGACGGAGGGAAGGAGAAGGCUUGCUCGAGGGUCGCAGAAGGGAGGCCGACUAGCUGGUUCGCUUGCCGUCGUCGGAAGGAUCGAGGGUCGGGUCGUCGUCAGUCUCUCUCGUCGACCUGAUAGCUCGAGGGUCUGGUAG
Linum trigynum is the source of this 327-nucleotide messenger RNA. The record is from the annotation of a GenBank genome assembly. Lineage: Eukaryota; Viridiplantae; Streptophyta; Magnoliopsida; Malpighiales; Linaceae.